AUGGGACUAACAGACAAAGAGAUAAAGGGGUGGGGAGGGCAGGUCUAUGGUGCUAGGGGAUUUGAAAAUAGAGGUGUUUGGAGUGAAGAGAGGAUUGAAAAGGUUCAAUUGGGCAAGGUUUGGGCAGAAAAAGGUCUUGGACCAGGAGGAGUGUGCAGUGUGCUUGGAGCAGUUCAAGGUGGGCGAGACCCUGGUGCGUUUGCCCUGCUCUCAUCGGUUCCAUUCAAGUUGUUUGGUUCCAUGGCUAGAGAACAAUGCUCAUUGCCCUUGUUGCAGAAUGGAGAUUUUGGAUUUAAAAAGAGGCAAUGCCAAGACCGGCUAGGUGAUGCCCUUGGAACAGGCGACGAUGCCAAGGAUGCUAUAUGGUAUGGGCGACAUCAUGGAGGACAUAGGCAAAGCCAGAGAAAGGGAGUGCGCUGGGGUGUUGGUCGGAGUAUCAGAAAGCCAUGA
This is a messenger RNA of Ilex paraguariensis (yerba mate), 450 nucleotides long. NCBI's taxonomy places the organism in Eukaryota, Viridiplantae, Streptophyta, Magnoliopsida, Aquifoliales, Aquifoliaceae. The record is from the annotation of a GenBank genome assembly.